UCCAGUGCACAAAUGAGAUGAAUGUGAACAUCCCACAACUGGCAGACAGUUUGUUUGAAAGAACUACGAACAGUAGCUGGGUAGUGGUCUUCAAAUCUCUCAUCACAACCCAUCAUCUAAUGGUGUAUGGAAAUGAGCGUUUUAUCCAGUAUUUGGCGUCCAGAAACACUUUGUUUAAUUUGAGCAAUUUCCUAGACAAAAGCGGAUUGCAAGGGUAUGACAUGUCAACGUUUAUCAGGCGGUAUAGUAGGUACCUGAAUGAAAAGGCAGUCUCCUAUAGACAGGUGGCUUUUGACUUCACAAAAGUAAAAAGAGGGGCUGAUGGAGUGAUGAGAACAAUGAACACAGAAAAACUCCUAAAAACUGUACCAAUUAUACAAAAUCAAAUGGAUGCACUUCUCGAUUUCAAUGUCAAUAGCAAUGAACUUACAAAUGGUGUAAUUAAUGCUGCCUUCAUGCUCCUCUUCAAAGAUGCCAUUAGACUGUUUGCGGCUUAUAACGAAGGAAUUAUUAACCUGUUGGAAAAAUACUUUGAUAUGAAAAAGAACCAGUGUAAAGAAGGCCUUGAUAUAUAUAAGAAGUUCCUCACCAGAAUGACACGGAUCUCAGAGUUCCUCAAAGUUGCAGAGCAAGUUGGAAUCGACAGAGGAGACAUACCAGAUCUUUCCCAGGCACCGAGUAGCCUUCUUGAUGCUCUGGAACAACAUUUAGCUUCUCUUGAAGGAAAGAAAAUCAAAGAUUCCACAGCUGCGAGCAGGGCUACCACCCUUUCCAAUGCAGUCUCUUCCCUUGCAAGCACCGGCCUGUCCCUUACAAAAGUUGAUGAAAGGGAAAAACAAGCUGCGUUGGAGGAAGAGCAGGCUCGUUUAAAAGCUUUAAAGGAACAACGUCUAAAAGAACUCGCAAAGAAACCUCAUACCUCGUUAACAACUGCAGCUUCUCCUGUGUCAACUGCAGCAGGCAGCAUAAUGACUACACCAGCCAUUGAUAUUUUUUCUACUCCAAGCUCUUCAAACAGCACGUCAAAGCUGCCAAAUGAUCUACUUGAUUUGCAGCCAACUUUUCAUCCGUCUGUGCAUCCUAUAACUGCUGCUCCACAAGUAGGAAGUACCUGGGGAGAUCCUUUUUCUGCUACUGUUGAUAGUGUUGAUGAUGCCAUUCCAAACCUAAAUCCUUUCCUUACAAAAACUAACGAUGCUGCUCAUCUGUCUGUGUCUUCUGAUGUAUCUACUUUCACCAGUAGGACACCCACACAUGAAAUGUUUGUUGAUUCUUUUUGUGGUCCUCAAGCUUACCCUAAUGCUUCUCAUUUCUGCAAUGAGCCUUCUUCUGUAGCUGGUCUAUUUGGAGGGUUCACUCCUUCUCCUGUUGCUCAGCCGCAGCCAUCAGCUGGCCUUAAUGUUGACUUUGAAUCUGUGUUUGGAAACAAGUCUUCUAAUGUUGUUCUAGAUUCUGGUGGCUUUGAUGAAUUAGGUGGUCUCCUAAAACCAACAGUGGCCUCUCAAAACCAGAGUCUUCCAGUUGCCAAAGUACCACCUAACAAAUUAGUGUCAGAUGAUCUGGAUUCAUCUUUAGCCAAUCUUGUAGGCAAUUUGGGCAUUGGAAAUGGAACUACUAAAAAUGAUGUAAAUUGGACUCAGCCAGGUGAAAAGAAGCUCACAGGUGGUUCCAACUGGCAACCCAAAAUUGCACCUACAACUGCAUGGAAUGCUCCAACAUUGAAUGGCAUGCAUUUUCCACAAUACGCACCACCUGUAAUGGCAUACCCUGCUACAACACCAACAGGAAUGAUGGGGUACGGGAUGCCAUCACAGAUGGGAGGCAUACCAGUAAUGACACAGCCAACUUUAAUAUACAGUCAGCCAGUCAUGAGACCACCAAACCCUUUUGGCCCUGUACCGGGAGCACAGCUGUCUGCAGCAUCCAGCCCUUCCAGUCAGAGUCCUCACAGAGCCUCAGGAAAGGAUCCUUUUGCAGAGCUCUCUCUCCAGGAUUUCUUGUAGAGCAACUUAGAUUCAGUUUAUGUAACUCUGUUAGAUGGAAGAGAAAGGAACAGUUCCAAAAAGAUGUGCCCAACAGUAAACCCUACUUCCAGGAAAAACUGAACUUCAGUCUUUCAAACGCUCCUCUUCCAUUAAACGAUGCAGUAAAAUGAUGAAGACCAAUGAAGGAACCUGGGACAACUCCGUAGGAAAGCAUCAAUACACAGUACGAAGCCAAGCAUUGUCAUGAAUUAAGACUAGGAUCUGUUUUGUGUCCUAGUGACUCAUGCAUCAAUACUUUCGGCUUCUAAUAAUAUCCAUAAUCAGUAACAUACUAAGAGAAGCCUUUAUUAUGGAAAUUAAAGAUUUGUAUUUGGAAAUGCUGUCUGGAAUGGAGAUGUCCUUUACCGUAACUUAAAAUAAGACUUUGGGGAGGGGAGGGUCAAAUCCUAACUCUUAAUUCUGCAGUUACCUUUUUCUUCAGUCCUCACAAAUGUAGGCACAGCAGUAAUGGAAAUUAACUUUUUUUAAAAAUUAUAUAUUCAGUUUGCAGUAGACAUUCCUUAUGUAUUAUUGUUUGUAUUUAUUUAUGAUUAUCAAUUUAACAUUAAUAUUGUAUCAAAAAACCUCCUUAUGAAAAUGAGUAUGGAUGUAUACAGUAUGUCUGAUUUUUAUCCACAAAGAAUGAAUCUGAUUCAGAAUGCUUUUCAGCUGACAUACAGAGCACUAAAUAUUUUAAAGGUCUGAAUCUAAUGAAUUCUCAGUAUAUAUGGGAAUUAGGGAAGAGCUGUAAAAUGCAUUAAUCCUUAUAGUCAAUUCUGUGCCUAGGAUUUUGCAAGGGAACAGUUAACUGACUAGAAGAAGCACUACAUUUUUAAUUCAGCAUCAGUGCAUUGGGAAGGAACUUUAUUGCUUUGUGCUUGGCAUGUCAUUAUUUUUACAUUUGACAUUAUAAGGCCUUUCCAAAAUGAAUGUGAGGAAUUGCUUUCACUUCAAGACUUUCCUUCUUUUCUGUAAAAACGGAGGUAUUAUGUGGGGGGUGGGGUGGGAGGGGAAGCCUUUUCAUUUGGCUAGUGCCAUGUUUAUGAUCAUGUACCUUUUAAGUAAAAAAAAAAAAAAAAGGGAAGUAGCUUCCUUACAUAUGUCUAGUGGGAAUCUAGUUAAUGAAUUAAAGUAGCACUGUUGAUCGGUGCUUUGUGUAAAUACAUCAUAACUUUUGGGUGGAGAGGGGUCUUCAGAAGGAUAGUCAGUGAUAUGAAAGCAAUUCUGUACAUGAAUUAAGCAUACUUGCUGCAUUGUCUCUGCAGAUUCUAUUUUUGUUUAAAAUAUUAAAAUGUAUGUUAGCAAAAAUGGGUGGAUUUUCAAAUAAAAUGCAGCUUCCACAGAACUUUUGUUACGGUAUGAAAGUCUUAAGGUGCUUCUUUUCUUUUUGCUGCUUAAAAUGUGCACUGAUUGCUUUGUUUACUUAAUAAAAUACCAAAUCUAUUUCA
Messenger RNA from Struthio camelus australis, 3472 nucleotides. Lineage: Eukaryota; Metazoa; Chordata; Aves; Struthioniformes; Struthionidae. The record is from RefSeq and is a predicted model, not a curated record.